AUGUCGCACGCUGUAUUAAGGGGGUCUCCUACGGCAAGUCAGUUGUAUUUAGAUACAGUAUUAGAUACCACAAGGGAAAAUUUUAAAAAUGGUAACGAUAAAAAAGAAAGGUGUCAAGUUAAUCUAGCCGAGAUCAUAUUUUACUCGAUGAAACGAAAUAUGGAUGGCGUUUACAUGAUUAACGGUGCCAGUGGUGCAACAAUAUCUAACCGUCAAAUACUUAGCACAGCGCUGCCUUUAGCUCUCGCUAUAUCAUCAAAUUAUGAAGCAGGCACUGUUAUCAUGUUACUUAUGAGGAACCAUCAGUACAUGGCGGCUACGUAUUACGCAUCAAUCUUUGCAAAUGUUGUGCCGCUGCUUGUUGAUCCAAAUUCUACGGCAUGUGAGAUCCGCGAGUUCUUUGAUUUGGUUUAUCCAUGUGCGGUAUUCUGUGAUCAUGACAUAUAUAAUGACAUCAAACAAAUACUAAAUGAAAUGGGGCAUAGCGCAACAAAAAUUAUUAUAUCUGAUGACCCUAACAGUUUGAAGGCGUUCUGUAGACUUCACAGGCUUUCACAGGCGACGCCAGAAACGAACGCUUUGCUGAUGCUUACCAGUGGAUCGACCAGCAGUUCUAAAGCUACAAUCUUGAAACAUGGAGGUCUCGUGGCUCAUCUGCCGACCGUAUGGGUUCAUCAUAAUAGAUUUCCGAAGCCGGAAAAAUUGGCUCUUCUCCUGUCUUCAGCUCAAUGGAUGACGAAUACUGUUAUGAUGCUAACUUGCCCUGUAUACGGAGUGAGCUUAUUGAUGACACCCAAGAAGCCUACCGUACAACAUGUUCUUCAUAUAAUAGAGAAAUAUCGAGUGAGCGUCAUGGUUAUAUCAUAUAAAAUUAAAAUUAUUACUCUUUUCAAUUUGUCAAGAAUUCUCGGAAAAAUCGGUGAACAUACAUAAAACCAGUUAUUAUAAAAAAAAAACAAAUGUGACGAUCAGAUUCUGGAAAAGAAAUGACAUGGAACCACCUCGGGUCAUACUGUCUGAUAUAAAAAGAACUUUUAAAAUCGAUCAGCAAUUCGUGGAAAAGUCGGUGACCAUACAUAAAAAGGAAUAAAAUAAAAAAGAACAUACUUACAAUACAUGGCCGUCGUACAUAGAACCUCUGCUAUUUUGAUUUCGAAGUCAGUUAAAAACUGUUAUCUUUUGUCAUUUAAGCCCACCUGGACAUUACUUGUGCCGUCUCAUGCUAAAAUUCUGGCUGCAUCAGCGUCUCCGAGCCAACUAAGUUCUUUGAAGACUGUGAUAACCACGGGAGCUCUUCUAACUAAAAAUAUUGUCAUGUCGCUAAAGAUUGUCUCUGAGGACGGAAAAGAACUUGGCGCUCACGAAAAAGGAGAACUGUAUCUUAAAAGUGAUUUGUGCAUUAUUAAGGGUUACUACAAGAACCAAGACGCUUAUAUGGAAACAGUAACUACUCAUGGCUGGUACAAAACUGGUGAUAUUGUUUACAGAGAUGAAAAUGAAAAUAUUUAUUAUGUUGUCAAAAAAAAGUUUUGGAUCAUGUAUCAAAAUUAUUAUAUAGUACCGGAAGAUGUGGAAGAAGUGGUUAAUUCCGUGGAUGGGGUUCAACAGAGUGUAGUAUUCGAGACUACCAAUGGUCCAGCUGCUGCAGUGGUCUUGCAAGAAGAUAACGUUGAUAAAAAAGAUGAAAUAAAGGAAAAAAUACACCAAGCUGUUGAUUCUACACUCUGUGAUCACAAACGUCUACGUGGAGGAAUAGUGUUCGUCAACUCUAUACCGUGCACGCACAGCGGCAAGAUCAAGAGGAAUGAAUGUAAAAUAUUUGUAAAUACCAUCACACAAAACGGUACGCGUUGAUUUUGUUGGUUAAAAAACAAUUAACAAUUAAGCAUACAUAUAGCCAGUUGCACAAACAUCCAUUAAAAUUGUCAUUAGUUUAAGGCCACAUUACCCAUACAAAUUUGACAUUCAUUAGAAGCUAAAGGCGCCAUUAAACCUUAGUGGACGUUUGUGCAACUGACCGAUAGCUACAUUUUAGGGCUUCUUUUUUAUUGUAAAUUUUUUUAUUUUGGUAAUAAUUGUCAGUUUUUGAAAAAAGUAAAUUAA
Messenger RNA from Diatraea saccharalis (sugarcane borer), 2103 nucleotides. NCBI's taxonomy places the organism in Eukaryota, Metazoa, Arthropoda, Insecta, Lepidoptera, Crambidae. The record is from the annotation of a GenBank genome assembly.